This is a messenger RNA of Prorocentrum cordatum, 1853 nucleotides long. Lineage: Eukaryota; Dinophyceae; Prorocentrales; Prorocentraceae. The record is from the annotation of a GenBank genome assembly.
AGAGCCACUUGGGGCUCAAAGGGCUCAGGCCAUUUUGGCUGGAAGCGGGCAUGGCUCCGCCCCCCAAUGCCGGGGCAGCCCAGACGCCUCCCAGGGCCGCCGAGCCCUGCCGCGCGCUCUUGCGCGGCCUGGAGGCUGCGGGCCUUGCGGAAGCGGCGGCAGGCCAGAAGAAUCGGUCAAGCGGCUGUUGGGCUGCGCUGCUCGUCGGCGAAGAGCGCAGCUCGUCCGCGGCGCGGCCAGAAUGCCAGAAGGGCAGGCAGUUGGCUGCGCUGCUCGUCGGCGCGCGGACGCAGCUGGCAGCGAAGUCUCCCUCCUGUGGGGCGCAAUCCCAGCUGCUGGCGCGGCUGCUGGCGGCGGACUUACCCGCCGUGCUAUUAGCGGCGCUCGACGGCAUCGGGUUCGAGGAGAGGAAGGCCGCCGCGGGGCUCGUGGAGGACGUUCUCACGGCCGGGCUGCGGCACGGCGUAUCCGCCCGCCAGCAGGUGUGUUGCUACUUGCGCGGCCAGCCCCAGGUUGCCGAUCUGCUCCUGUGCGGCUGCAGAAGCGGCGAGCUGGCUUUCCUGUGUGGGCAAUUGCUGUCUGCGUGCGCGGGGGACGCGGCGGUGGCAGAGCUGCUUCUCGAGGGCGGCGCGCCCAUGAGGUUGGUUUCCACGGCGCGCGCACCGUGUUGCUUCGAGGUGGCUUCCACCGCGCUCGCCGCACUCCAGGAGCUGUUGCUGGGCGGCGCAGAGGCAUCCGCAGCAUACCUGCUGGAGAACUUCCGGGAGUUCUUCCUCGUCUACCACGACCUCUUGCAGUGCUCCGACUACGCGACGAAGAGGCAGGCGCUCUCCGUGCUGAGCCGUGUGCUGCUCAGCCCCGGGUUCGGUGGCGUGAUGGCGAGGUACGGCUCGAGCGCGAGGAGCCUGAAGCUACAGAUGACGCUGUUGCUGCACCCCACAACGAUGGUCAAGGUGGGAGCGUUCCACAUAUUCAAGAUCUUCGUCGCCAACCCGCACCAGGCGCCGGCGGUGCAGGAGAUCCUGUUCAAGAACCGGGAGGGCCUGGCGAGGCUCCUGCGCUCGAUGCGCGAGCUGUGCGAGGCGAGCGACAAGGAGCUCCGCGAAGACCUCGUGGCGGUCGCGGCAGGGCUGCUCGGCAUGCGGCGGCCCGAGGGCCGCACGCCGCAUGCCAGAGACCUGCGCCAGCACUGCCAGCCGAUGAGAGCCGGGCCAGGAGGCGCGCACCAGGAGUGGUCCGACCUCUUCGUCGCCACGCCGGCAUCCCGGGAGUCGGAGUCGCUCGCCCUCUCCGAGGCCGUCGCCUUCGUGGGCGUCCACUGAGCCCAGCCGCUGCAGGAGAUCACCUGCCUGCUGUUUCUGUUCUCCGUGUCUCAGUGUUGACGAGUGUCGUGCAUGUUCUGUCCCCACCUCCAAGACGGCGCAAUACAGCGCGUCUGAAAUACAAGAUUUGCACUAGUUGCGUUCAGGAGGUUGCCAGUAUUUCCUAAUAAGGUUUUGCCUGUGGGGUCUUGACGUUUUCUGCUCAACGGGCCCUGCAACUAUAGCACAUUGUUUCCAGGUUCGUUGAGGACGCCCCUUCCUGGCUCUUUCAGAAUGUCCUGGCCCAUCUUGCAACCAUGUGGCUCGCGUUGGGCUUACUAUGUCGAUGUUUGUUCCCUUGCGUGUGUAUGCAGCGUGUCUUUAGCCUAUGCAUGGCUCAAUGUCUCAAAUAGCUGCAAUGUGUUAGCAUCUGGAUGUGCUUCAAGCUUGUCUUAAGCGCUCUACGAACGUACUGCUUCAUUGCCUGUGGUUAGUAUAUAGCUUGCCUUCUUUGUGUUCGCACGUAGCUCGUCAGGUUUGCCUUGCCUUGAG